Messenger RNA from Stegastes partitus (bicolor damselfish), 1806 nucleotides. RefSeq names its product ring finger protein 175 (gene rnf175). The transcript has 9 exons. Gene Ontology annotation, biological process: ERAD pathway. Gene Ontology annotation, molecular function: metal ion binding; ubiquitin protein ligase activity. The coding region runs from base 46 to 987 and encodes 313 amino acids. NCBI's taxonomy places the organism in Eukaryota, Metazoa, Chordata, Actinopteri, Pomacentridae. Gene Ontology annotation, cellular component: Golgi membrane; endoplasmic reticulum membrane. The record is from RefSeq and is a predicted model, not a curated record.
UACGCCGGCCAGCUCGCGCGCAGAGCAGGGUAGAAAAAGCCGACGAUGGCGGGUGUGCACCCCCAGGACGACCUGCUGAAAAUGACACACAGAGAAAACUGGAAGGUGCAGCAUGAGCGUCUGCACGUGAAGCACCGGGGACACGAGGCCAUGCACGCCGAGAUGGUGCUGAUCCUCGUCGCCACGCUGGUGGUGGCCCAGAUCGUCCUGGUGCAGUGGAAGCAGCGCCACCACCGAUCCUACAACCUGGUGACUCUGGUCCAGAUGUGGGUGGUCCCUCUUUACUUCACCAUCAAACUGUACUGGUGGAGGUUUCUGUCCAUGUGGGGGAUGUUCUCCGUCAUCACCAGCUACGUCAUCUUCAGAGCCACCCGCAAGCCGCUGGCCUGCAGGACGCCCCGGAUGGUCUACAAGUGGUUCCUGUUGAUCUACAAGCUGAGCUAUGCGGUCGGGGUUCUGGGCUACCUGGCCAUUAUGUUCACCAUGUUCGGCUUCAACGUCUUCUUCAGAAUCAAAGCAGAGGACUCCAUGGACGUCGGAGUCAUCAUGCUUUUCUACGGGCUUUACUACGGCGUCAUGGGCAGAGACUUCGCUGAAAUCUGCUCCGACUACAUGGCUUCCACAAUUGGGUACUACAACAAGGGAGGCAUGCCGAGCCGGAGCCUGACCAACGACAUCUGUGCAGUGUGCGGUCAAAGGAUCCUGGUGGACGUGGAGGAGGAAGGAUUCAUAGAAGACACCUACCAGCUCUCCUGUGGACACAUAUUCCACGAGUUCUGCAUCCGCGGCUGGUGCAUCGUCGGCAAGAAGCAGACGUGUCCGUACUGCAACGAGAAGGUUGACUUGAAGAGGAUGAUGAACAACCCCUGGGAGAAGACACAUGUGCUGUACGGGCAGCUGCUCGACUGGCUCAGAUACUUGGUAGCCUGGCAGCCCAUCAUCAUCGGGAUCGUUCACGGGAUUAACUUCACCCUGGGCCUCGAGUAGCACCCUGAGGAACGCCGCCAAAAGUACGCCUGUAGUCGGGGAAGGCACGAGAAACGUUUGGCAGCACACCGUCAAAAGUCGCCGCUACGAGGAACCGAUUCUGGCUGCUUCUCGAGUCUUUUGCUUUGUGUUUUCGGACUGGAUGCUUGCACAGUUUCCUGCUUGCGGGCGGUCUGGGAUUCAACAUGCAGAGGACGACCAGGGAACCCAAAACUGCUGCCAAGUUGAACAAAAAACUACUUAAGCACAGAUCCAGCAUUGGACCAUUUGAUGCGAGGAAGUUUCAAGAGUGUUGUUGCGCAUGCUGUUUGUGUCGAGGUAACAACACCACUCUGCGGUUACAGAAAAAAAAAAUUUGCGGUUUUAUUUGCACACUCCUCCCCGCUGGCUUUGUUGAUGCCACUCUGUGCUCGUUAGACUCCUGUCUGAAAAGCUGUAGAAAACCUGUUUACAUUUCAUGUACCUUUGUUACAGAAGGCUCGUUUUCAUUUUUAUGGAGCUUAAGUUGAUGCUAAAAUGUUCAGCUUCAUGUAGCAGCUGGUCGACAGCUUCGUAGACUUGCGGCAGCCGAAUCUUCACAGUGACUCAAGGGUCAGUUCAAAUGUCAUACUUUAAAAUGGCUUUGCUGGCAUUCGCCCAACAUGGCGGCUCAUUCAACUAACCUUCUAAACAUCAGGUGGCUCGAUCUAGAAGGGUUGGAAGUUUACCGUCCGUCCAGUAACAAAGCUUUCUUUUGCCAAAUCGGACAGACAUCGCUUCCUUAAGAAAACUGCUGCUGAUAAAAACUUUGUAUUCAAUAAAUAUUUAUAAAUCCUUAAA